This is a messenger RNA of Mycena indigotica, 750 nucleotides long. RefSeq names its product F-box domain-containing protein. NCBI's taxonomy places the organism in Eukaryota, Fungi, Basidiomycota, Agaricomycetes, Agaricales, Mycenaceae. The coding region runs from base 1 to 750 and encodes 249 amino acids. The transcript has 2 exons. The record is from RefSeq and is a predicted model, not a curated record.
AUGGCCGAGCCGCAACCCAAACGAAAGCGCUCCGACUCUGAAGAUGCUGUGGACCUUCAUGCUGUUAGUAUCCACGAAGCUAAGCCUAUCAUACGAUCUGAAGUGUGGUUUGACGACGGUAAUAUCGUCAUUGAAGCGCAAAGGACGCAGUUCCGGGUCUUUCGUAGCCAACUGGCGCUCCAUUCUCCCAAGUUCAAGGCUCUCAUGGACCCACUGACGCCAGCCGCCAUUCUGGUCGUGUCAGACAAUCCCGUCGAUCUGAAUUAUGUCUUCAAGCGUCUCUUAUAUCAUCGCUACCCAGAGAACGAGCCCCUGCCUCUUCCCGUCAUUCAAGCUUUUGCGCGUAUUGGGAAGAAAUACGAGAUUACCUGGCUCUUCGAGAACGCCGUACAGCGCCUAACGACCGCAUAUCCAUCUACCCUUGACAAAUGGACUUCCUCAACGGGUGUCGAAGCCUGCAUUAUGCCCGACCCAGACUGUCACUCGGCCGUGGCAACUACACACAAAUAUGCGCUUGAAGUUAGCAUUUUGGCGCGAGAGAUAGACCUCCCACAGUUGCUCCCGACUACCUUUUGGCUACUUACCGCCCCACGCCGUUUACCGCAGCUCGUAACGCCACGCGCGGCGGCACUGCCCGAGGCCGACCGUCGGGCGAUACUCGAGGGAUUGUGCAAGCGUAUGGAGGUGCAGCGCCAGACAACAGCAAAAUGGCUCCGCGCAAAGGGCCACUACGAGUGCUUGACACCGUGA